Molecule: messenger RNA, 621 nt
Organism: Mesocestoides corti
Lineage: Eukaryota; Metazoa; Platyhelminthes; Cestoda; Cyclophyllidea; Mesocestoididae
Source: the annotation of a GenBank genome assembly
AUGUUUUCCUGCAAAUACGAUGGCUACGAGGAAGACUCCUCCUCAAGCAACUCAACUGAUAAUGAACAGGAUUUUCGGAAUGCUGAUGCUUUCGAAAAAAUGAUGAAUCUGGAAUUGGAAGCUGAUAUGAAAACAUUAACACAAUGCUACCGCGGUCGAGAGGCUGCUACUUCAAAAGCAGAAAAGUUGGACACUCAAACAAAUGACGAGCUAUUAUAUGACCCGGGUGAAGACGACGCCAAUACUGAAUGGGUUAAAAAGUUACAGGAAAACAGCCAAGGCGGCGAAACCGGAAGUGAUGAAACUGAUGCCGUUCUUAACUGUCCAGGAUGCAUGACCCUCCUGUGCCUAAAUUGCCAGAGACAUGCAAAGUACAAAACUCAGUACAGAGCUUUGUUCACGUUCAAUUGCAAAGUGGAAGAUAAGCCCCUCCACCUGCCACCAGGUAGCGACACUUCCAACUUAUCCAAAGUAACUAUCGAAGACAGCCCAUCGAUUCACGAGUCGGAUAAUAGCGAUAUCUUUCAUCGAGUUAUUUGCGAGGUCUGCAACACCCCUGUUGGCCUCUGUGACUCCGCUGGUGUUUAUCACCUCUUUGGUGUACUCGCAAGCCACAGCUAG